AGAGGGUUUGAUAAAGUCACCGCCCUUUUGUCCUUCUCAGUAUAUAGAGAAUUCUCCUGAGCUAUGCAGACAGUCUCCUGGCAUUCAUCCCGCAGGAUAGAGAUGGACUCUGCACUCAAGCUGGUUUUCUUGUUGUCUUUGUGCUUGGCUGGUAAGGACAUGAAUGUGGAAUAUAUCAAAGGUGGUGGGAUACGAAUGAGAAGUCCUGUUUCAUGAUCCAUUUAUAAUCUGUGGGUCAUUCUACUGGCUUUAAAUUGAACCAUGGAUUAAACUAGGUAUCAUUACUAACAUGGAAAGUGGCUGAAUGAUCCAGGUGUAUCAGAUAAUGGUAGAUUUCAUUGCAAUGAAUUCAAUAGCUCCAGCUAAUACAAGUAGAAUGACCUUGAUGUGUACAAAGUAUCUCUGACUUUAAUUCAUUUAAAUAAAACUGUAGGGAAUUGAGAAUAUGGAACAGGUUAAAGCCUGGCAUGGCUGGGAUUGGAAUUUCUCGAUUUUAGUUAUUUGUCUAAUGUCUCUACAUUAACCUAAGGUUUGCAAAUACAGAAUGUAUGAUAUUGGGAUUGUGUUCUCAUGGCGAUCAAUACUUACUAAUUUUCCUGUUUUGGUGCAUUUUUACUUCAUUGACCACAGGCAAAAUGGAAUAUUUGUUUACCUGUGAUUGUCUUUAAUGUGAUUAAAAUGUUUAUAUAGUUAUAGAGUGUAUUCCUUUGUUAGACAUAAGGAUGCUUUUUGAACAUGGCUGGAUAUCUUUGGUCCAAGGGAUUUUGCUAAAAACAUAUUCCAUCAGUCCCAGCUGUAGUUCAUAUCACAUACUGCAUUCCUACAUGUUGUAUUCAUAAACAAAUGGAAUUCAGCACUUAUAUAUCCUUGCUUGAAGUGAGAUAAUUCUCUAAAUCUUUAGAUGACCAUGGUAGACACAGGGGUGAGUAAUAUCCGUUGAGAAUUUAGAUAUCCUGGAAUCCAAGACAGGCCAACACAACAGUUAAACAUCUAAUCACUCACUAGAAGAAACGCUGACACGUGCAAUAUAUACAGAAUUCCCAUCUCUGUAGCUCAAUGCCAGGGAACCACGAUGCCACAUCUCACAGAGUGACCAACCCUGGAAUGACUCACGUGCCAGCCAGGGACAGGUUACCAUGAAGAAUCCUUGAUAUAUGGGAUAACACAGGCAGGCAUGUUAUAUGUAUACAACCAAUAAAAUGAAAUGUUUAUUCAUUGUCCAUUCCGUUUGUUUCGUGAUCCAUCCAUAUUCUGUUUCGAAGUUCAGAAUUUCGUUUGAGUUGAUCUCCCAUUAUUUGGAAAAAUCACAACGUCGUAUAUUAUCUGAAACACAAUCAUGGGUGGAAUAUUGCAUGCGACCCACUUAUCGUGACUAUGUCAGCUAGUUAUAAUCAUAUAUGUAUUUGGUAAUUAUCGAUAAAAGCAGUAAUUAUUAAGUAUCCCUGCCUUUUUAUUUAACUGAAAAGUGACAGAUUUAUUAUUGUGUCAGUUUCCCAAAAAUCUUUGAAUUCUUUAUUUGCCAAAAACAUGUGCCAAUGAUCAAUCUGUUAUUUAAUAGCCACCAUCAUACCCAGACAAAUCACGUAAGAAUGUUAUAAUAGGCUCACAGGGGUCAUGCUUUUUUAGCUAAAAUACCAAAACUAAAAUUUAAAUUUUCCAACUCUGAUAUUUCGAAGUAAAGUUUCCACUUUCCUUUAGCAUUCUAAACCAGGAAUUCUAGAACUCUGACAAAGAAAUUCUAAAUGCUAAGUCAAAAUAUCUCCACCAAUAAUUCAUGAUUCGACAUACUUUGCGAUAACAUUUACAAUUCCCGUUAUCAAUUCACCACAAUUCUUCGUUUAAUGAAUACAGUCAAAAGUUGUUGAUUCUUUCAUCCCUUGUCUGUAACUAUGUAAUCAUAUUAUACAAAGCACAAAAAGCUGAGUGUAGAUGGGUUUUUUGUAAUUUUUAUUGUAGAUUAAAGUAACGAGAAUUAAUGCUUAACAUGAUCAAAUGUAAUAUUGUUUUAAAAGAUACAUGACAUUGUCAGCAAUGUAGUAUAAUAGACUGAAAAAAAGAAUCAGCCUUAAAGGAUCACUAUAGGGUCAGGAACACCAACAUGUAUUCCUGACUGUAUAGUGUUAAAACCACCAUCUAGCCCCCCCGGGCCCCUCAUGCCUCUGUAAAUAUAGCAAAAUCUUACUGUAUUCAAGCCUGAAGCUGUAACUCUGCAUUCUGUUAGACUCAGAAAAACAAGCAGUCUGCUACCAUCAUCAGAAGUGGUAGCCUGAUCCAAUCCCAAUGCUUCCCAAUAGGAUUGGCUGAGACUGACAAGGAGGCAGAUCAGUGGCAGAGCCAGCAUGAUUCAAACACAGCCCUGGCCAAUCAGCAUCUCCUCAUAGAGAUACAUUGAAUCAAUGUAUCUCUAUGAGGAAGGUUCAGUGUCUGCAUGCAGAGGGAGGAGAUACUGAAUGUUUGGAUGCAUUUUAGGCAGCCAUGACCCAGGAAGGAUCUCUAACAGCCAUCUGAGGAGUGGCCAGUGAAGUUAUCACUAGGCUGUAAUGUAAACACUGCGUUUUCUCUGAAAAGACAGUGUUUACAGCAAAAAGCCUGAAGGUAAUGAUUCUCCUAACCAGAACAAAUUCAAAGAGCUGUAGUUGUUCUGGUGACUAUAGUGUCCCUUUAAGAAAAUUGGUAAAAACCUUCUUGACUUCAAGGUAGCAGAUUUCUCCUUUUUCCUAUAAGUGGUUAACCCUCAUAUUGUGUAUUACCCACUUUAAAGGACCACUAUAGUGCCAGGAAAAUAUUCUCGUUUUCCUGGCACUAUAGUGAGGGGCAAUCCAACAAACUGUAACCCCUCACCUGCGACAUUCAUUGAGGAGCAAUAGCACCGAGGAGAGGGUUGAGGCAAAAGAAGGUUAAAUUAAAAGCCUUUGCUAUCUGCAUCCAUUAUUAUCUUCUGGUCUCAAGUCAGAGUAGCAUAUCAGAACAAAGCAGACAAUGGUAAAGGAUUAAAACAGCUCCAUUUCAGUGGAUCAGUUGGAGUGACUUGUGUGCAGUGACUGGCGAGUAUCCACGUGUCUUUUCCUUCUAGUUUCACUGAGGUAGAAGCACCUGGAAUAGACCGUCAAAGCGUGGUUCAAGCCUCUUUUAUCACCACCCAAUCACCAGGCUGCAGUUUGUGAGUUGCAGAAUCAGAGUCUGGAUCUGGAAUAGAAUCAAUGACUUGUUUAUGCACCCUACCUAAUAUUUGGUGUAAGGCCUGUACAAAGUCAAUCAUACUACCAUGCUGCAUCUGAAGGGUCUGGGGAAAAUAGAGGCCUGUCUUUGGGGCACAUGAAAACAGGAUCUCAAAAGGUGAUAGGCCAUGUCUGGAAUUGGGGGUGAAUCUCAUAGAAAAGAGUGCUAGGGGAAGGCAUUCAGUCCAGGGCUUCCCUGUGUCUUGCAUGGCUUUUGCAAUCUUGUUCUUUAAGGUGCCAUUUGCCCUUUCUACUUUCCCACUACUUGCAUUAUUUUCCCAGUGAAAUGGCUACCUCUGUCACUUUCAAUCACUUCAGGUACUCCAUAUCUACAUACCAGUUCCUUCAGAAGCUUACUUGCUGUGACCUUCGUUGUGGCUUUUGACACUGGGUAGGCCUCAGGCCAACCUGAAAAGAGAUCAAUGCACACGAAGACAUAUUCAUACACUCCUAUAUUAGGUAGUUGAAUAUAGUCUAUCUGCAGUCUUUGAAACGGGGAAAGUGGCCUUGGUGUGUGCGUACUUGGUGUUUUGACAGCCUGUCCUGGAUUGUUUCUAGCACAAAUCAUGCAAGCUUGGGUGUGUUUAGCUGCUACAACCCAAUGGGUGUUUACUAUGCUUUUCAUGUGCAUCUUGGAUAGAUGUGUAGGUCCAUUGGCCAUCUGGGCCAUAAUGGGGUACAACACUCGUGGUAGACACAGUCUUUUACCUUUCCUCCACAUUCUGUCAUCAUCAGGUUCUGCAUCUUGUUUCCUCCAGAGGUCAUGUUCUUCCUUGCUGUAGUCUUUGUAAGCUCAGCAGUAUAUUGUAGUCAAUGGUGUCAUCUGUAAGAACAACUUGCAGGAAGGUAUUACCUGUAGAAAUAUGUACUUGGAUUGCUGCUUGCUUGGCAGCUUCGUCUGCUUUGUGGUUUCCUCUUGUAAUUUCAUCUGUGAUCUUCACGUGAGCUGCCACCUUGAUGAUGCCUAAUUGAGUGGGUAGCAGCAUAGUGUCCAUAAGUGCACUCACGGCUUCAGAGUUCUUGAUUAGAGUACAAGCUGAGGUGAGAAAAUCACGAGCCCGCCAUGUAGCGCCAAAAUCAUGGGCUAUACCAAAAGCAUAGUGAGAGUCUGUAUAAAUAUUAGCAGUCUUACCAGAGGCCAUUUUACACGCUUCAGUGAGUGCCUUCAGCUCUGCCUCCUGUGCAGAGCAGUGAGGAGCGAGUGGUUCAGCUUUUCUUACCACUUGUGCAGAGACUACAGCAUAUCCAGUGUGGAAAUUACCCUUCUCAUCAGCAUAUCUGGAACCAUCUACAAAAAACUCAAAAUCUGCAUUAGAUAAUGAAGAAUCAAUUACAUGUGAAAAACCUGCUGUCGCUUGUGCCAUUAGUGCUGCACAAUCAUGGGGUACCUGGGCAUCAGCUAACUCAUCUGGUGAAAGUGAAUUUACAAAAAGAUCAGAAGUACAAGUACCAUUCACACUAUCCAGGUGUUAUUAAAUCCAGAGGAAGCAAUGUAGAUAGAUUUAACACCAUACACCUCUUCAGUGUAACAUUAGGUGGCAUAAGCAAGGCACAUUGCAUUCUGAGAUGCCUUGCAGUAUGUAUGUGUUUUGGUUGAACUUGUGAGAGUAUGCUGUUGAUAUCAUGCGGUGUGUAUAUGGUCACUGGGUUAUCUAAGACAAUAUCAGUGGCUUUGUCCAGGAGGGCAGUAAGAACCGCCACUGCCCUUACUCAUAAGGGGGCACCCCUGGCAACAGGGUCCAAUCUGGUGGAGUAGAAUGCUACUGGUCUUUGUUUACCACCAUGGUCCUGCGUAAGGACAGAUGUAGCAUAACCCGAUUGUUCAGUACAGAACAGUGUAAAAGGCUUUCUGGAAUCUGGGAGACCCAUUGCCGGAGCUGACUUCACGAGCAACUUAAGGGUACAGAAGGCAUUUUCUGCUGAUGAGUUAAUUUAAAGGUUUUGUUUUAGUUGGCAAGACAAUCAUACAGGGGCUGCAUGUAGAUUGCUGCAGAGCGAAGCCAAGGUCUGCCGUAUGAAACAAGGCCUAGGAAUGUACGUAGCUGGGCUAGACUGCAGUCUUUCUACUUUCCGUGAGAUGUUUUAUGCCCUGGGAAAUACAAUGUUCUAGGAAAAUAACUUUUUCAACACAUUUUGCAGUUUCGCUUCUGUAGCUUUGCAGCCUGCUUUUGCCAAGAAUUUCAGCAAGGAAAGAGUUUUCACAUUACAAGUUUCCUUAUCUUUGCAACAUAGGAGUAGGUCAUCGAUAUACUGCAAUAAAAUUAGGUUAUUUGGCCUUUUCCACUCUUCAAGAAUCUGGGCCAUAGCCAUGCUGUGGGUGAGUUUUGUGUGCCCUGGGACAAUACUGUCCAAGUGUACUGCUUGUGUUUAUGUGUAAAUGCAAAUAAAAACUGACUGUCGGGAUCCAGGGGGACACUGAAGAAUGCAUUUGCCAAUAACAGUAAAUACCUUAGAGGAAGGUGGUAUCUGUGACAACAAGGUGUGUGGGUUGGGGAUAUUAGAGGCAAUGAGUUCAGUUACAGCACUAAUUGCCCUCAAAUCAUGUACCAUACGGUAGACCACAAGAUUCCCUUUCACUUGUUUUUUCCUAAUUCGGUACAAUGGUGUGAUACAAGGGGAAGUGGUCUGGACAAUUACCCUUGUCUGCAGUGAUUCUUGCACAGAUUGGGAAAUAGCAUCUUCCUGUGCAGGGAUUAGGGGGUAUUGUUUUUGACAGGGAGGGGUGGCUCCAGGCAGGAGAUUCACUUUGUUUGGGGGCACAGAGAGUCUGCCUGCAUCUGUCUUCCCUGUAGCCCAUAGAGAAACAGGGACUGAGGACAAAUCAAUGGCAGGUUUUGGCACAUGGCUGGGCAUAGUGAGAGUUGGCAGAUGAGGGAUAUCAUUUGUUUGUCCUCUAAAGACAAAGACAUUGUUACUUUUCCAGUGGGGCUAUAAUUGAAAUUUGCAUUAAGGGCAGACAGUAUAUCACUGCCUAGUAGAUUAGCAGAGGCAUGAGGGGUGAAGAGUAGCCUUGUUACAAGGGCAGUAGAGUUGUGUAGCUGCAAACUCAGUUUGUGGGUAAGGGGAAUGUCACUUGGGAUCCCAUCCAUCCCUACACAUGAUAAUACAUCUUUAGACUUCUCAUACGGGAACAUAUAUUUUUCCUGCAACAUUAAUUUGGCUGCCCCAGUGUCCAACAGAAAAGGAACUAUUCGGUCCCCGGGCAGUGUAACAUUGAUAAUGGAUGAAGGUCUAGCUGAGUCAGGGAUACUGAAAGCAUGUAGGGACACUGGGUUGCCAAUUUCCUAUUGGGGAAGGGGAUGUAGUGUAGGUGGUUGCUUGUCAUGGGAGUUAUCCUUUGAAUCCUGGGGGUUUCUAUUUUUAGGAGGGCACCUGCAGUUGCGAUUGUGUCCUUUCCUGCACCAAUUCCAGCAGUCUACCUGCUUUCUGUCUCCACCAGCUCUAGGGACAGAUAGUGCCAUUAGAGGUGUGCUCCUCUUUCUAGUAAUUAGAUAGGCUUCCACUCCCAUAGCCACCUUUACCAGAUCACCAAAGGUUAAACUUCUCCACUCAGGUCUAGCAUUUUGGAGACGAGUCCUUAUGGGUUUGUGGAGACCAUCCAUGAAGCAGUUAAUGGGCAGUCUGGUGGAAGCUGUUUCAAUAUCUAUGUAACCCAAUGCCUCCCAAGCUAUCUGUAGUCUGUCGAAGAAUGUUUCAACAGAUUCAUCUUUGCAUAGCCCAUAAUUUAUGGGCUAGUUCCUCUGUCUUUACUUCAGCCCAUUCUCUCAUUGCAGUGACAUAACAUGCUCCAGAUGCAGACUUGGUUCUAAACCAUUCAUCUGUUUUCAUGUUGCUUCUUCUGAAGUUAUCUUCAUGGGCAUCGGUAAAUCUAGCAAUUAUUUUAGCACACUGGUAAGUAGUAUGGUAAGUAGCUUGAAUGGUGGAUAGAGACUGGACUAGAGCUAAGCUUUUGCUACAUCUGGCAGCUGAUGUAUUAUUGCCAGUUGUUCACUGGGUGUCCAGGGCUUAUAUUCUUCCCAGUAUUGGAUACCUGAGCUCUGCUGUCUCUUCUUAUAGUAUAGUCUCUCAGCUUUGGGUAUCAUGGGAUUAGUAAAUUGAUGAGCUAAUGGCCCCACUGUGGUGUCCCUAGGGGGCAACUAGGGGUUUCCUUAAGUCCGGUGGACUACCCUCUUCCUCUAAUGAACCCAUAGGUCUUACUGGGGCGGCUGGGGAAAUAUAUGAAGUCCCACUGCAUAAUAUUACUGGAAAGAGAGGUUCUGAUUUCUGUAAAAGGGCCAAUAUGUGAGCUGGGGGUUUAGGGAAACCACAACUUGUACAUUUUUCCUCCCCCCAAGAAUUUGUCCAUAUGCAUGUGGACAGAUCCAAUAUUCUUUCUGACUAGUGGUAGUAUAACCAAGAGAUUCCUGAUUUGGGGAAAUUGCCUGGUCUUUAGGGAUCAAAGGAGUCCUGGGGUUUCAAGAUUUUUCCCAGGAUCUUGCCUACUCUGGGACCCUAGAUGUCCAAAACAUUGAUAAUAUGGUGUACCUUUUCUGGUGGUUUCUCUACAACCACAUUUAAUUAAUUCAACUGCAGUAACAUGCCAUUUUUUGGCGACUUCUACUAAGUCAUUAUCUUCUAACCAUCCUCUGUAAUUUGCCAUAAGUUCCCUCCAAAUCUGUGGGUCUAGAGUGCCUUUACGGGCUGUUCGUGAACCGAAUGAACUAUCUUUUAAUAGCCCACACACUAAGGGACGUGUGGCGCUUGUUAACCGAUUGCAACAAUGUUGCAAUUGGUAAUUAGAGACUUUCCUAGGUGGCCGUCGUUCGGCUACCGACCACACGGCGGUCGGCCAUCUUGGAUCCUUUGUCUCUCCAGCGGUGUUUGGUCGUUGAGCGCGUGGUACUGAAAAUGGCUACUCGACGGCGCGAACACCGCUGGGCUUCCAGGCCAUUCGGGAGCUCCGGUCUUUCGCCAUUAGGGUCCCCCAUCGGUGUUCGGUAUUUUGGGGCGAACUCUAUGGCAAAGUGUAUUUCAUGCCGCGUUCGGUUGUUUUAGCUGGGAUCUGAGCGGUGUUCUCACGAACUGUGCAUUCCGACCCCAGCUAUCUACUUAAAAUCCAUUCGUUUAAAUCUGCCAAGUAUUCUUGAAGUUAUAGAUUUUAAUGUAACUUGCCGGUUCUGCUGCACGGAGGGAUAAUCCACUUAACGGUAUAUUCCAGUGGGAGUGUCCCUCUCGUGCAGCAGUGCCUGAUGGGAGAAAUGCCCUGUACGUUAAGUUUCCCAUGUAGUCCACUCCUGUAAUGCCCCUGUGAUGUGACUCAGGAAACCCCUUGCAUGGGGAAUUGUAUAAAUACUGGAGCAUGUGAAUAAAGCCUCGGUUGACUCCCAGAACUGUGUUUCGUCCGGUUACUGGGGGAUUUGGGACAUUGCCCUACUUUUCAGCGCUUGACUAUGGAUUACCUUCUUUACCACCGGAGUUCACGGGAUUUAAUAUUGCCGAUCCGCUACAACUUGUAAGGGUUAAUUACUUCCUUACACAAGACAAACUGUACAAAACAGUGUAUAAGACACUUAGGACCACUGCAGUGGAAUUUUCACAGUCUUGUCUUCAUUAUUCUAAACACAGGUCAGAUCUGCCUUGGAGGAUUCUAACUAUAAUUAUAAAAUAAAUGACAAGGCAAACAAUAAAAAUAACUUAAACCCACAGUUAUAUUCCACUAUCUCAAGAUUCCUUUCACAGAACAUUUAUAAUUCCACCUGAAUAUAAUGUAAUCCUUAAAACAUUUCUUUGGAUCUGACCUUUUGAAGUCGUUCCUUACCCAGACAGACCAGUAGGACAUGGAUCUGAGAGCAAAAUUGGUAAAGGUAGAAAAACAGUGUUCCUUACCUUGCUUCAGCUGAUUUCACUGUCAGAGGGACGUCCACCUGAACGCUAGUGUCAGAGUCUUUCGGCACCAAUUGAUAUAGAUCCAAUAUCGAUCUUUGUUAUAUUCAGGGGAACCCAAAUAGUAUCAAGUGCACUUAGAGAAGCGUGAAUUAGACACCAGUCGUGUGUUGUUAUCAAAAUGAGCCUCUGACUUUUAUUUUAUCAGUUUGUGCUUUUAUACAUUAAAAAGUAAGUGCUUAUGUGCAAAUACUCAAAGGACAGUAGAAGGAAGGGAGUGAAAUAACGGAAGGAGUACAGAUAAGACAUAGGGAUGAACAUCAUGUACAUAUAACAGAUAGGUUCCGGGAAAGAGAAGAAACAGACUGAUUUGAGAAGAGACAUCUCAGGUGGGGGCUAUCUGCUCCUGGAACUAGACAUAUAUGGUCUUAAGUGUUUGUUGGGGAUAAAAUCCGCCCGGCCCUUUGUGGAUGAUGGAUAUUUGCCAACUCAUUCAGAGCUCUGGAAAUUGGAAAUGAAUAGCAGAGAUGUGUUCAAUAACCAAUUUUAAUUUUAUUCAUCCGUCAGUUAUAUUAAUACCAGGAUGGGAGGGGGAAAAAUGAGCAUAUGGGCGUGACAAUGACAUAGAUUGUUUUUCACAAGUUAUGAGCAGCUGUUUCUUAUUAUAAUUCUACGUUAUAUAACGCAUGCAUAUUUGAUCAAAACUAAGAUAUUUACAAAUACCAAAAUCUUGGACAAUUAACAAGAACAUUUGGAAAUCAGUAUGGUCCUUCUCGUAAAUGAUAUUAGAUAAAUUCUUCCCAGAAUCGAAGAUACAAUUCCAAAUUUAUUCUUGGUUCACAUUAACCCUUAUAUGAACAGCUAGGAUAGAUAGUGAAAUGGAUAUUCAUAUCUACAGUGUUGUUUUGAGCAUUAAGCAUUUCCUGAGUCCAAGUUAGACAAUUUUAAUAUAGGAUAUGUAAUAUGACACCUAUAAGUUUGAACCUUGGAAUCAAUGUAAAUUCUUUCACACUAGCCUCAUAGCUCCCGUCAGGGGGUGUAGACAGUGACCAUAGCUCCGACACGGGGAUCCGAGACAGUGUGCGCACGCUGGUUCGGGAUAUGAAUGCUACUCCUGGGUGGCGUUCGGUUAUACGAACCGGCAGCCACCCAGGGGAAGCACGCGCCUUGCAGGCCUGCGGUUUUCACACCUUGUUACCAGGUGUGAACGUUCUAACUGUACAUUCCAAAUUAGGUGUUGGGGUGUCCCUGUUCGGGAGCCGAACAGAACCAUUCUUAUGAGCUCUCCCGAAUGGGGAGCAGGUAAAAUACACAAAUACAUCACAGUUUACAUGGGGAAACAGAGUAUAUAAGGGACAAUUGGGAGAAUACAAAAAAUACACAUUGCGAACACAAAAUACAAGGGCAAAACAUAUGAAUACAAACACAAACAAUAGGAUAAGUGGCGCUAAACAGAAAAUAGAUAAAUAAGAAAUCCCAGUGCGUCUAAAACCAAACCAGUGUUUUAGUCACCUGUAAAACACUUACAUUAAUACAAAUGGAUACAGGAAAAGGUGGUUUUGCGCAUACAGUGGAUGCUUGAUGAGAUAAUCUGCAACAUAGACAGCUAUCAUAGGGCAAUAUGCAUAAACCAAUUACUGGUAUAAGAAAUAAUUAGGAGCACUCACACUUUAGAGAGCCAUAUGAGUCGGCUCUCUACUGUAGUAGCAUGUAGAAUACUCUGUAGUUGAAGUGGUCCCCCAGGAACAAGAGUCUGGAUAUAAUCUGGAACAGAUAUACUUCUUAUAGAUCAAGAUGAAGGGCCACUGCUUGCAGGGACGAGAGGUUUAUUCUCAAACUCUACCACUUUCAGAAUGUUCAGACAGUGUGUUUAUGUGAGAUGAAACUUGAAUGUGGUCAAUGGAGGUAAGUGAUCACAGGAAUUAGCUGUGCUGUCAGAUUUAGGGUGGGAACUAUUAGUUAGUUGCUUGAUGAAAUUAUCUCAUCAAGCAUCCACUGUGUGUGCAACCUUCUCUACAUAGGCCGUACCAUCAGAUGUACCACAUUCGAAUUUCAGAGCAUAUUCGAAAUAUAAAAAAACGGAGUAGAAACUCAUAGUGUUUCCAGUCAUUUUAAAAAAUAUCACAAAACCACCUUUUCCUGUAUCCAAAACAUAUGAAUAUUGAGUGAUCAUGGUACUUAGUGGCGGUGUCCCGCCACAGUCACCUUCUCACCUUGCUGCUUGGCGAUGGUCUUCCAACCUUGUGUAGGUCUACAAUCUUGUCCCUGACAUCCUUGGACAGCUCUUCUGUCUUGGCCAUGGUGGAGAGUUUGGAAUUCGAUUGAUUGCUUCUGAGAUUAGGAGCACUCCUUUUCUGAAAGUCUUCCUAAUCUCAGCUUGUUACCUGUAUAAAAGACACCUUGGAGACAGAAAUCUUGCUGAUUAAUAGGGGAUCAAAUACUUAUUUCACUCAUUGACAUGCAAAUUCACAAAUUCUUCACAGCUACCUUCCCUUUCCAUUGCGUUAACCACAUUCUUAGGGUUAUUUAGUAAAGUAAAUUCAAAGGGAAUUUCAAAUUUAGAGUCAAAAUAGCUGAUCUUUAAAAAUCAGCUCUAAAUUAGCUAUGCUACCAGUUCGGCUAAUCUGGCCUUAAAUUUGAAAUUCCUUUUGAAGUUACUUGAAAUUUGCACUUUAGUUAAUAACACUAUCUGUGUCUAACUGCAUAUUGCAGGAACUAGCUCUACGAAGUCUAAUCUCUCAGAUGUGACUUUGGACGAGGGUCGAAUAGUAUUCUCAAUCCCAUAAUCUAAUAAAAUGUAACUUUGCUAUGGAUAACUGCAAUAUGUCCAACUUAAUAUAUCCUGUAAAGACUAAUUGUUUUUCAUUUUUCUUUAUCAGCUCAGAGUGGAACCAACACAGGAAUAGUCAGCACCACCACAAACAGCAUAUUUGACCAAAGCGGAACAUUUAAGUUGUUUUUUGAUAUCUAUUUAUACCCCACUAAUGGAAGUAACUCAUCGAUUUCAAACACAACAGUACAAUUCACGCCGAUGACUGCUUUAGUUUAUGAAGUUUUAGUGAAGAAUUUUAAACCGAAUACGGAGACAGCAUUGUGUCUCAAUGUGUCAGUGAUUGCCGGAAAUAGCAAUCCUGUAAUAUUGUACCACAGCUCUAUGAUAAAUAAAAGCACCCCAUUUUACAUAACUGAAUCCCCUGGACUGACUAUAUCAUUUUUAUCAAGUAAUAUAACAAAUAAUAUCAUAAAAGCAGCUGUAAAAGUUUUGGUGUAUAAUACCAUAAACAGUAAGUCAUCGAUAACAAGCGUCAAUUUUAAUGAAAGCACAACUGCAUAUUUUGACAUAGUUUUAACUCGAACAAUGACACAAACCACAACCACUCCUUUACCUACUAGUACCCAAUUAACAACAGCCAGCACCACUGAAGCAACAUCCACUAUUACCACAGAGACCUCUACUAGUGUUAAGACCACUAGUCCACCAACAUCGCCAACUACCUCUGAGACUUCUACCAGUACAAUGACCACUACUGAACCAACAUCCACCAGCAGCACAGAGACCUCUACUAGUAUUAAGACUACUAGUCCACCAACAUCGCCAACUACCUCUGAGAUUUCUACCAGUACAAUGACCACUACUGAACCAACAUCCACCAGCACCACAGAGACUUCUACUAGUGUUACGACUACUGGUCCACCAAAAUCGCCAACUACCUCUGAGAUUUCUACCACCACCGUUACUACUACUGAACCAACAUCCACCAGCACUACAGAUACCUCUACUAGUAUUAAGACCACUAGUCCACCAACAUUGCCAACUACCUCUGAGAUUUCUACCAGUACAAUGACCACUACUGAACCAACAUCCACCAGCACCACAGAGACUUCUACUAGUGUUACGACUACUGGUCCACCAAAAUCGCCAACUACCUCUGAGAUUUCUACCACCACCGUUACUACUACUGAACCAACAUCCACCAGCACUACAGAUACCUCUACUAGUAUUAAGACCACUAGUCCACCAACAUUGCCAACUACCUCUGAGAUUUCUACCAGUACAAUGCCCACUACUGAACUAACAUCCACCAGAACCACAGAGACCUCAACAAGUGUUGAGACAACUCCUGAGCCCACAUCAACCAUUACUGCAGCAACAUAUACCAGUACUGCUGUCACCACUAGUGAACGAACAUCCACCAGCACUGCAGAGACCUUUACAAGUUCCAAGACAACUAGCCAACCAACAUCAGCCAUAAUCACUGUGACACCUAGUGAGCCAACAUCCACCAGCACCACAGAGACCUCUAGCAGUACUGAGCCCACUAGUCAAUCAACGAUAAUCAGUACGACAAAGCCAACUACUUUUAUUACUACAAAUUCUCUGUCGCCAUCCACCCACAGCACAGAGACUACUGUCAAUCCAAGCACAAGUCAGCUGUCAUCAACCAGCACUACAGAGAGCACUCCUACUCCAACUACUACUGAGUCAACAUCAACUAGCACCACAAAGGCCACUAGUAGUCCAAGCACUACCCAGUUAACAUCAACUACAGAGAUCACUACCACUAGUCCAUGUUGUCGACCAACAUCAGAAUGCGUUACUUCUACUCCUACAGCAACCACUGGUAAGUCAACUUAAACUAGUACAAGAAUAUAUAGAAACCUCUAGUUUCCAUCAUUAAUUAUUUAAAUCCUUUACAAAGAACGAACCAAAAUGUAACCAUUACAACAACAAGCACGUAGAGAGUUGGAUAGACACUUAACUAAAUAGGAGAAGAUUGACAAACAUUUACUGGUUUAAUAUAUAAAUAUGAAAAGCCAAGGAUCGGCACAUUUAUUCUUACUGAAUAGCUGAACAACAAAAGAACAGCUCAAAUUGUGUGUAAUAUGUAUAACUAACAAUUAUUACAAUUAUAUUAAGUAGAAUUACAGAUUAAAAUCACGCAUUGGAUUUCAUUUUUGCAGAUGUCUCUCCUUUAAAAUCAUAAAUAAAAAUUACUAUAAUAUAACUUACUAACACAUAAAAUCUAAAUAAAUUGACUUGCCUCUGGUAGAACUAAUGAGCAGAAUAUUACAGACACUCCCAGACCCUAUUGACAGAUGAAUUGCAUGAACAGAGUUUAUUUAAAUAUCAGCUUUCCCCUUCACCCAUCGAUGAUAUAAAGCAAUGUUGACUAAACAGUCCCUUGUUAUAAGCCAUAUUUUUAAAGAAUGUUGUGGACUGUAUAUGAUGAUAAACCUUUAAACAUUAAAAGAAUGUCACUGUGACAUAUCAGGUACAGGAUCACAUCAUGCCACUUAGCUAGCAAAUGUAUCUUUAAAAUGAAUGUUACUUUUAAGCUGCCAAUCACACACAUCAUGAAAUGGCAAAUAAUAAAAAACAGCCUGACUGUGUUUGAAUAGGGUUUCGAAUGGGUGCCUGGGGGCCUGGGGCUCCACUUUGUCAGACCCUCAAACAUUUAAGUUGUGUAGUUUGUCUGUAGCCAGAGAUGUAGAGAAGGAGGUGCGGUAAUCUAGCAGACUAGAGGUGGCCAAGAUGCAGCCCUACCUCCUAGCUGAUGUAGAGUGAAUCCUUUGUGAACCCUACAAUCUUCACAGAGCCGAAAAUGUCUCAUCUACCAGGACGCAGAUAAUCAUAAUAUCUUGGGGUUUCUAGUCAGUCCCCUCAUUCUCAUGAUUAUAGAGCUAAAUCUUCACUUUGCUGAACACCUAUGAUAACAUUUUCUGCAGUAGAUUUAGAGAACAUAUAUUUCUGUUAAUGAGCAUAUAUUAAGAUAUUUUGUUUAAUAGCUUUCUAUUUUUUCUUUCAUACAGAACCACCAACACCCCAAUGUUACCCACUCUGGCUGGUGGUGGUCAUCGCUUCAAUCACUGCUGUAAUUACUACCCUUCUGAUCCUGCUUUGUGUUUUGGUAAGUGGAAAAUGGACACGAUUAACUCCUCAAGUAACCAAAGGCAUAGACCAUAAUUGGCAGAGUAUAAAAUGUAUUAUUAAUAUUUAUAGUAUUUAUAGAGCGAAAACUAAUUCCACGUUGCUUUACAAUAUUAUGAAGGAGGACAUUUAAUAAAGAGACCAUUACAAAAUGUUACAGAAACAAUAGGGUAAUGGUGAGGUAUAAAAACGCAAUACGAAGACAAGCGUGUGGGAUAGCAACUAAGCAACAAAGUGGGAACGUAGCUGGAUUGGGAGGUGAGAGUGAACUGUAAUCCUUUAACAGAAAGCAAGAGAUAUGCUGGUGAAAUUUAUUUAUUUAUAAAAUAUUUUACCAGGAUGGAUACAUUGAGAUUUCUCUCGUUUUCAAGUAUGUCCUGGGUCCACAACACAUUGCAUUGAUACAUUGGGGUACAAUAAAAUACAAAAACAAUAUUAAUACACAAUGUAUACAAAAUGUAACAUAGAGCAGGUAGGAAAUAUAUAAUCAACCAUGACAGGUUCAUUCUGUUUUGAGGUAUGUAGAGAGGGAUCUCUUAAAGGACUUUAGGCUUGGGGAAGAUUUGAAAGUGUGCGGGAGGUCGUUCCACAAUUGCGGUGCUCUAUAGGAGAAGGAGGAUCGGGCUGCUUUCUUUUUGUAUUGAGGUAGACUAAAUAAAGUGCUGGUACUGGAUCAGAGGUUAUAGGAGGUGGGAACACCCGGGGAGAGCAUUCUGCUCAGGUAGGGGGGGAGCUUCCCAGAAAAGCUCUUAAACACAAGGCUGGAAAAAUGAAGAGUGCAUCGGGAUUCCAGCGAAAGCCAGUUUAGCUCUUUUAACGGGACACUAUAGUCACCUGAACAACUUUAGCUUAAUGAAGUAGAUUUGGUGUAAAGAACAUGCCCCUGCAGCCUCGCUGCUCAAUCCUCUGCCAUUUAGGAGUUAAAUCCCUUUGUUUAUGAACCCUAGUCACACCUCCCUGCAUGUGACGUGCACAGCCUUCCAUAAACACUUCCUGUAAAGAGAGCCCUAUUUAGGCUUUCUUUAUUGCAAAUUCUGUUUAAUUAAGAAUUUCUUAUCCCCUGCUAUGUUAAUAGCUUGCUAGACCCUGCAAGAGCCUCCUAUAUGUGAUUGAAGUUCAAUUUAGAGAUUGAGAUACAAUUAUUUAAGGUAAAUUACAUCUGUUUGAAAGUGAAACCUUUUUUUUUUUCAUGCAGGCUCUGUCAAUCAUAGCCAGGGGAGGUGUGGCUAGGGCUGCAUAAACAGAAACAAAGUGAUUUAACUCCUAAAUGACAGUGAAUUGAGCAGUGAAAUUGCAGGGGAAUGAUCUAUACACUAAAACUGCUUUAUUUAGCUAAAGUAAUUUAGGUGAUUAUAGUGUUCCUUUAAUAUGUCACAAUGGUGGGUCAUGUAAUUAUAUUGUAGCACAAAGCGGCAGAACAAAUUAUGCAAUGUACUGAGUUUAUUAAUCUGGGAUUGCGGUGCAGAUGCAUAUACUACAUCCCCAUAAUCAAUGACUGGCAUCAGCAUUUGCUGUACAAUCUUUUCCUUUACUGUAGGGCUUAGGCAGGAUUUGUUUCUGUACAGGGCACCUAGUUUUGGAUAAAGUUUAGAUGCAAGUUUAUCUAUGUGGAGGCCAAAAGAUAGAUUGGGGUCUAACAACAUACCCAAGUAUUUGAAAGAGGGAAUGUGCUAUUUGAUUUUGUUUUGAUGCAUAGAUGGGAAUUUAGUACUUUGUAUAAUUUAGGUACUGUUCCAAAGCUCAUUGUGACCGUAUUGAGAGUUUGCCUUUAAAUACAUUAUUUGGACAUAUUGGAUUUUAUUGCACUUUUUCUGCCCCUUUAAAUCCAUGGGAAAUGUGCCUCUUCCCCUCCCCCUUUUUCCUAUCCUAUUGUUCUCCAGCAGGGCAUUGUCCCAGGGACACUGCCAGACCAGUUGAAACUGGUUGCUUUGUCCCUCCUCAAUCUCUCAUCAGCCCUUGCUAUUGUUUAACCACAUUGCGUGAGAUCUGAGUGCUUUUCGGACAUAUCUAGCGCUCAGAUCCAAGCUAUCUGGAGAUAUGUUGGACAUAUAGGUUAAACAUUGUAUUAUAUGAGUUAUGUAUUUUUAUGUGGUUUUUGUAACAGUUUUGACUUAGAGGUAUUCCCUGUACCUGGAGAUAAUUAAGUUACCAUAUCCACUUAAAGGACCACUCUAGGCACCCAGACCACUUCAGCUUAAUGAAGUGGUCUGGGAGCCAGGUCCAGCUAGGGUUAACCCAUUUUUUCAUAUGUUUAUGAAUGGGUUAAGCCUUCCCCUAUUUCCUCUAGCAGCUGUCUCAUUGACAGCUGCUAGAGGCGCUUGCGUGCUUCUCAUUGUGAUUUUCACAGUAAAAGCACGCCAGCGUCCAUAGGAAAGCAUUAUGAAUGCGCAUUCAGCCGACGGGGAGGAGAAGAGGAGGAUCGGAGGAGGAGAGCUCUCCGCCCAGUGCUGGAAAAAGGUAAGUUUUUACGCCUUUCCCCCUUCCAGAGCCGGGCGGGAGGGGGUCCCUGAGGGUGGGGGCACUAUAGUGCCAGGAAAACGAGUAUGUUUUCCUGGCACUAUAGUGGUCCUUUAAGCCAAUUAUCUCCAGGAUAGAGGAGAAGAUAGACCAGCUGUACAGCCUAAAUUUGUGGAACUGUUUUGGGCAGGAAAGUCAUGCUUGCAGUCGGUCAAAUGUGACUUCCAUGGAAUUUGUGAACCCCUGCUCUGAUCUGGGUGAUUUUUGGAUAUGUUGUUCACCCAGAUCAGGGCUAUCCGGGGAUGUGUUGUUGUUUUGGGGUGUUUCUGUGUUUUGGGUAAAAUUUUAUAUUUUCUGCCUGUGAUAAUUAAGUUAGCCUAUUGUGUUUAGUAAUUGUAUCACAGGCAGAGGGGAGGGUUUGUGUGCAUGGGAGUGUCUGACUGUACUGUAUUGUGUUGAUUGGUUGUUGUAACUUUGUGUCCUGUGUACCACAAGGUCCUCGUGGGUGGUAACAUUGUGUAUAUAAGAGCAAUAAAGCCUCAGUGCAUUCUGUUCCUGUUUGACCCUCAACACGUAGUCUUGUCUCGUGAUUGGAGGGGACAGCUAUAUUCACACUGGGGAUUGCUAUACUUGUAUAUCCCCCUGAGCUUUAAUCACUUAGCUCUUCUAAGAGCUGUUCCUGAUACGCUCUCCUGGAGGAGAGGUCUCCCCCACAUGGUCCUGGAGGACAUAGGCUGAUCCAGGGUGGAAGGAAGACGGCGAAACUCCAGUUAAGCUACGGGGGUUGUGGAGUCUGCAGUGGUUGUGGUGUCCGGUGCAGUGCUUGUGGUCCUCGGCGCAAGCUAGGAAGCGUCCAUCAUGGAAGGUACUCGGUCGGAGUAUCGAUGAUCCCUUAAGCUGUUCCAAAGGUUUAGAGCUACCGGUGAGAAGUCUGGCAAGCACCAAUUAGCAGUAAGGGUACGAGCAGCGGACAGUAGAAGUUCACCAGCAAAGUUGAGAAACCAAGAGGGGGCAUAUGAAAUGUAGAAGGGGGUAGAGUUAUUUAGAGUUUUGUAGGUAAGUGUUAGUAAUUUAAUUUGAGUCCUAUAGGGUAAAGGAAGCCAGUGACUGACAGAGUGGAGAGGUGUGAGCAGUGGUGUACUAAGGGGGGGCAGUCCCCUCUAAGUAGGGGGUGCCACGCUCUGGCAGACUGGCGCCCAGUUUGUGAGUCAGAGUAAAAGGAGGAGAUUCCCAGCCUGUGUUCUGACUCACACUGAGCAGCAGGGAGGUUAUUAUAGAGUGUAAGAGCAGGGGGCGCAGAGCCAGGUUGCUCCCCAGCGGCCACUCUGAACAUGCAGGGAAUCAGAACCUGCUGCACUGCCUGAUCCUGGGAAGGAGCUGCAUGGAGGCUGAAAGAGCAGCCACCACAUGGUGAGAGACGGCUCCUGCUGCUCCUGCACCCUCCUAAAUGGUGAGUUAAUACAGUAUUUGUAAAGUACCCUCUGACUUACCUCUCCCACCCUCCCUGCCAUUAUACCCCUAAUCCUAUCCUUGUCAUAAUACCCUCCCUGCCAUAUACCCCCAGUUUGUCAUAAUACCCUCCCUGCCAUAAAUCCACCACCUAGUCAUAAUUCCCACCCUGGCAUAUAUUCCUCAACAUGUCACAUGCUGUCAAAGUAUCCACCACAGUGUCCCACCCUGCCAUAUACCCUUCUCCUGCUAGUUAUACUCACCCACAUACAUAUACCUCCACGUCGUCACAUUCCCCCACACACUAAGUCCCAGCCAGUUCUAUUCUGACCCACCCAGGCACAUACAACUGUUCCCCCACUGUCAUAUAGACACAUUACACACAGGCUCACAUUCUCAAAUUACAUAUGCAGUCACACACAAUGCACAUACAUACGCUGUCACAAACUUUUUCACACAAGGGAAAAGAACAGAUAUAUACUGGAAUACAGUGAGAUUCAAAAAAUUGUAAGCACUGCAUAGAAGUUAGUGCGCGCCCUGCAGUGAGCCGGCAGCUGGGAUAUGAUAUCAUCCUGGCAUCGGCAUCACUACUGGGAGCGUGAGUGAGCUGUGCAGGAAGAGCAACCACUAGUCCCCAGGGGGAGGAUCCACUCCAGCCCUCCCAGAGCAAGGUAGGGAGGUUGGUUGGACCUCUUAAUAACUAAAUGUUUGUCUAAGAAUAUGAUUUAUGUGUGUAUAUCAGUAAUUAUGUGUGUAUGUGAUUGUUUGUGUAUGUCUGCGAUUAUGUGUAUCUGUCGUUAGGUGUGUGUUUAUUGUGAUUGUGUGUGCCUGUGAUUAUGAGGGUGUAUGUCUGUGAUUGUCUGUAUACAAGUCUGUGUGUAUAUAUCUGUGGUUGUGUGUGUAUGUAAAUGUGUAUGUGUUUAGUAGAUAACUCCAUAAUUUAGGUCCUUAAAUAUGUCAAUAUUGUGUGCUGCUGGUUAACCUCUUGAUCCCAAUUAGAACGUUGUGGUUAACCGCAGACACUUCUCAAUUAAAACUGAAUACAGGGUGGUCGUCGUAUGUCGACCACGAGGCGGCGGCCAUUUUAAACCAUGCGAAAGACCAGCGGUGUUCGGCAUUGAUUUCAUGGAACUGAAAACUGACACAUUUUCUGCCGAACACCGCUGAAGCCACCGACCUCCCUUCUCAAUCGACAGAAGUAUACGAACUCCGGCCAUUCGGGAGUUUUAAACGCACGAAUAGACUUAACCCAGAUAGCCUUCCCAUGGAGUCAAUCGCAUACCGAAAGACUGUAAUAGACUUUGACUCCAUGGUGAUUGAACUAUACGUAUGGGAUCUGAGCGCUAUUUGACAAUAAUAUGCACUCAGAUCCAGGCUAUCUGGGGAUAUCUGAUACGAAUGGGUAACAUUCGACAAUUGUAAAGUUAUAUAUUUUUAUAUGUUUUCUGUGUUGAAUUUAAAAUGGCGAUUUGCCUCUUUCCUGGAGAUAAUUGAAUUACUUCUCAAUUAUCUCCAGGGCAGAGGGGAGGAAAUACUAAUGCAUGCUGGGAAUAUUCUGUGUCUGUGGGUCCUAACCUGCCAUAUGUCUGUCUAUUGUUACAGUCUCCCAUUUGGUCCCCUAGGGGAGUGUCCACCAAGUGGGAGACCUGCAUAAAUACGGGCAGGUAGCCCACAGUAAAGCCAGUUCAUGUUUUACCCUCAAUGCAGAGCUUGGUUUUGUUAUUGGGGGGAUUUAUUACCGACGACUAGAGACUGCUGGAUGGGAUUAUUAGCUACUUGGGAGAUAUAUGCGUUCGGCUACUAUUGGCGAUUCGUGAGUUUGGAGCUCGUGAAGUGAAGUGCCCGUACGGAUCCCGUUCGUACAUUUACAGCGUUCCCCUGCUUGCGGUUCGUAUGAUUGUACUUGAUACGCAUGAAGCCUGUGUUAUUGCAAGAGGGGAGGAUUCACUAAACGGCAGUUUGUGCAUUUGAUGCUGAGGGUACCGUAACACAACCUUCUUCAUACGCCUACUUUUACCCUCUGUGUCACUAUACCCCACUCUCUCUAACAUGUAAACUCACUGAGAAGGGCCUCAAUCGCUCUGUUACUGUGUCACUAAACCCCACUCCCUCUAACAUGUAAACUCACUGAGCAGGGCCCUCAACCCCUCUGUUACUGUGUCAUUAUACCACACUCCCUCUAACAUGUAAGCUCACUGAGCAGGGCCCUCAAUCCCUCUGUUACUGUCACUAUACCCCACUCCCUCUAACAUGUAAGUUCAUUGAGUAGGGUCUCAAUCACUGUGUUACUGUGUCACUAUACCCCACUCCCUCUAACAUGUAAACUCACUGAGCAGGCCCUCAAUCCCUAUGUUACUGUGUCACUAUACCCUACUCCCUCUAACAUGUAAGCUCAUUGAGUAGGGCCUCAAUCACUGUGUUACUGUGUCACUAUAACCCACUACCUCUAACAUGUAAACUCACUGAGCAGGCCCUCAAUCCCUAUGUUACUGUGUCACUAUAUCCUACUCCCUCUAACAUGUAAGCUCACUGGGCAGGGCCCUCAAUCCCUCUGUUACUGUGUCACUAUACCCCACUCUCUCUAACAUGUAAACUCACUGAGAAGGGCCUCAAUCGCUCUGUUACUGUGUCACUAAACCCCACUCUCUCUAGCAUGAGAGCUCAUUAAGCAUGUCCCUCAACCCCUCUGUUCCUGUCUUCCUCUGUCCAACGUCUCUGGUUACAACUACAUGUUCGUUCACCCACUGUAAAGCGCUGCAGAAUUUGUUGGCGCUAUAUAAAAAUUAACAUCAUAAUAAUAAUAAUUAUAAUUAAUUAUAAGGACACUAUAGUCACCAAAACCACUUUAUCGAAACAGAUUUGGUGUAUAGAUCGUGCCCCUGCAGUUUCACUGCUCAAUUCUCUGCCUUUUAAGAGCUGAAGCACAUUUUAUACAUGUUAGUUUGUAACCAGGUAGAUUUAUAAAAGUGUAAACGUCUAUUGAAAUCUGCACUCAGGGCUGGUGCUACCAUAAGGCGCACAGGGUGCAUAGCCCUGGGCGUGCAAGGGGGCGCUCCCCUACUGCUGGUCUCUGAAGAGACACACAGAGGGGCUGAGAAGGGAAGAAAGACACACAAAGGGGGCUGGGGAGAGAAAGAGGCACACAGAGGUGCUGGGAGGUGUACCAAAUGGCACAGAGGGGCUGGGGAGGGUCAAAACAGGCAGGGGUUGUGGAAUGGGUAAGAGACAGGUAUGGGCUGGGGGUUAGACACCAUGGAGUCAAACCCCCAGCCCAUACCUGUCUCUUACCCAUUCCACAGAGGGGCUAGAGGGAAAAAGAGACAUAGUUGGUCUGUGGGUUGAAAGAGGCAAGGUGCUGGAGAAAUUGACACAGAGGGGUUGUGGGGGAUUAGGAGACAUAGAGGGGAUGGGGAAGGAUAGAAAAAUAUAUUCAUAAGGUGGUAAGAAAAUCAAGAGGGGGAUUAAAGCAGCAUCGUUAUGCCAAACUUACCUUUUACCUGCUAUUUGCUUAUCUCUUCCUCUCUCAGAAUCUGUAUACGUAGGGACUACUUUACCGUAUGUAUUUUUGCUAAACUUGACCUGCUUCGACCAAAGGAGGAGCUUAAGUCCGCUUUAUUUUCUGUGUCAAUGAGGAGGGUGAGUAUUGUGGGAAAGUUUCUUUGACCACAGAAAAUGGAGCGGACUUAAGCAGGUCAAGCGUAGGAAAAAUACAUAAGACAAAGUAGUCCCUAUUUUGUAUUAUGUUUUAAAGAAACACAGAUCAGAUAAGAAAUGAAGAAGAGAUGUUGUGAGAGGAAAAGAAGAGGAAGCAAUAGGGGAAAAGUUCAGCAUGAAAGUGCAGGUUUAAGGGACCCAUAGGUGAAGAUGCCUUUUUUGGGAGGUUAGAGCUACAAACAAUAGUUUUUUGCUUAUAUGUAAUCCAGCACAGAGAGAGGGAGAGAGAGAGAAAGGGAGAGGGAGUGAGAGAGAGAGUCAGAGAGAAAGAGAGGGAGGGAGGGAGAGAGAGAGGGAGAGGGAGUGAGAGAGAGAGUCAGAGAGAAAGAGAGGGAGGGAGGGAGAGAGAGAGGGAGAGAGAGAGAGAGAGAGAAAGAGAGGGAGGGAGGGAGCGAGAGGGGGGAGGAAAGAGAGAAAGAAAAGAAAGAGAGAAAGAAGAAGAGAGGGAGAGGGAGGCAGUGAGAAAGAGGAGAAGAGAGGGAGGGAGAGGGAGGAAGGGAGAGAGGGGGAAAGAGAGUGAGAGAGAGAGGGGAAGAGAGAGAGGGAGAGAGGGAGGCAGAGGGGGAAGAAAGAGAGAUAAAGAGAGGAGUAAAGAGAGGGAGGGGGAUGGAGAGAGGGAGGGAGUGAGAGAGAGAGGGGGGAAUGAAAGAGAGGGAGAAAUAAAGAGAGGGGGAAGAGAGAGAGAGGGGGAGGGAAUGAGAGAGAGGGGAAGGGAGGGAAAGAGAGAGAGAGAGAGAGAGAGAGAGAGAGAGAGAGAGGGAGGAAAGGAAGGGAGAGAUAAAGAGAGAGGGAGAGAAGAAGUGAGAGAGAGGGAGAGAGAGAGAGGAGAGAUAAAGAGAGGGUGUGUUAUUUUUGUUACUUUGUUUUUAUUCCCCACAAAGAAGGGACAAUAUGUUAUAUUGUUAUUUAUUUAAAAAAAAAAAAAACGCAAUACCAUUUUGUUGUACAUUAAUUAGUAACAAAAUAUUGGCUUGUAAAAAAUAUUUACUUUCAUAAUAAAACAUAAUUUGUUAUUCAUUAUGCGUUUUAUCCCAAUUUAUUUCCACUAUUGACUUUCUUAUUGCUUUUAGAUUGGAAAAAUGCUUAAAAAUGCAAGAUCGAACCGUCAUUAUAACGCAAAUGCCUAGAUGCUGUAAGAUUCCGUCAUCCACCAGAUCAGUCGAGGACAGUUUCUAAGCCUUCCAGUUGCCACUAUUACACCAUUGUCAAAAGAGAAAUAUCGGUAUUGUCUUCUACUUACAUCUUACGAUGUCAUCGUGGCAUGUUUCCAUUCUACCAAUAGUCAACCACCACACUGCUAGUUUUGGAAGUGCAGUAUAGAGACAAACAGGUUUAUUCACUGAUGUGAGAAUUCAAAGUAAAUUUCAAAUUCAAGGUAAAAAUAGCUGAUUUGGAAACAUUAUCCAAGUCAGCUAAGGUCCAGUUUGGCUACUUUGGCCCUAAAUUUGAAAUUCACAUUGUUUGCCUUUGAAUUUUCCCUUCAUUGAAGCCCACAAAGUAUACAGAGUUCAAACAUUAGUAGGGCAACUUUUUGGUUGCGAUGCCAUUAUGACUGACGAUGAAGACGAAGAUGAUGAAACUAGUAUUUGAUUGCAGUAAUGGUUUGGUGGGGGGGAGGCUUUGUUUAUUUAACCUCCAUAUGGUAUACAAUGUAUUCUGAUUUUGCGAGAGCAUUAGAAUAAUGAUAACUGGUUCACUUCCUGCUCCAUUAUCAACACACAUCCACUCCCAAAUAUGGAGGCCACUGUAUUUAUAACAACUUAAAGCUAUUAACACUGUAACUGUUCAUUAUAUAAAUAAAUGCACAAAAUCCAUAUUUAACAAAAAUGUAAUCUGAAAAAAUACCUGAAAUCAAAUGAUAAUGUCCCUCUCUUACUCUAAAGGGUUUGGGGAGGUCACUGUACCUGUGAAAGCUUGUGGGUUAUUUGGCUAACACGAGCCGUAACACCUGGCAACUAAGGAAAUGGCUCCUUGGCCUACCCAUAGUGUCAUAUUAUCUACUGCAAACCAAAACAAACACGUUCCCACAGAUUAUGACAUUUGACUUUUUGUUCCUCUUACCCUCUGUCACCACUCUGCUCCUUAGCCCCAGGGCCGGCCUUAGGGGUGUGCGAGCUGCAACGGGGGCGCCAUGGGGCCACACAGUUCACACAUCUCCCAACUAUGCGACAGGGGCGGGGCUUACAGAUUCAGAUCAGCAUGCCCCUCUCCCAACUAGGUAACAACAGGAAAGGAGGAAUGAAUAUGUGUUUUAAAAUUAUUAUUAAUUUAAUAAAUCCCCUAUACAAUCACUACAUUCCUAUACACACACUAUACAUGGAUGACGGAGGGGCGGGGGGGACGCUGUGAAGAUUUUUCGCACAGGGCUCCUAAAUUCUGGCCCAGUCCGUUCCAUGAGGUCUUUCAUAACGAUAAGCUUUUAGUGAAUAAGUCACAGAGAGUUUGACAGAUAAAUUAGGUAUUCUAAGAUUUCUGAGGAUUCCCCAAGCAGUAGAUAAGCUUAUAUUGCCUUUAGCACUUACACGUUUUGUAUAUAUGCGGCUAAGGGUAUAUUUUUAAAUCAUUCUGUUACCUAGGCAAAAAAUAUACAUCAUUAACAGAGUAUAAUCAAUAAAGUGCUAGCCAAUAGAAAAAGCAGUUUAUGAUUAGAAGUUCCACCCCAUUUGUGGCAUUCCACCACACUAGUAUUACUAUGUACAUAUUAAAGGGACACUCCAGACCCCUAAAGCACGUUAUUUUAGAAACACGCAGAUGUACCUGAUGUGUAAAGAGUGUGUCCUAUUUUUAUUUUUUUCACUUAGUUUGUUUUCCUGGCACUACAGUGGUCCUUUAAUAAAUGAACCUUGUUACACCCUCUCUGGCUGUCAAUCAGACAGGUGGUCUGGUUACUUCCUGGUUUGGUUAGCUCAGUGGAGAUAAACUCAACAGGCAGCAAUUGCCCAGUGCACCUGUCUUGUACAGAUUUUCAUUAAGCUGCAAAUGGAAGUCUGUGAUUGGACAGCCAUGGAAAGCUUGGGCUGGGGGUUAGAAUGGGAGGGUUUAUAAAGGAUGCAGACAAGAGAACUGCAGCUUAUACAUCCCAAUACAUUGGGGUAUAUCUACUAAACAAUGGUUUGCAUUUAUUUUAUUUUUUUGUAUUUGGGCAGUGGAGUAUCCCUUUAAUUCAGCACAUUCUCACUGUAAUAAAGUGAUGGUCAAAAGCAAUGUGUGACAUGUUCUCACCUAAAAAGAGAAACAAAUCACCGCCAAUGUUCACCAAUCCCCAUUUUACACUCAGUAGUAUUAUAAGAGGACAUGUUCCUAAUUUUAAUAUAAAAAAUAAAUGUGAAUGCACAGUCGGAGGAAAUAAUCUAUUAUGUCUCCCAUCAGUCUGUUUAAAGAAAGCACAUGUAUAUUUUAUAACGGUAUGAAUAGUAUAACUAUUUGAAAAGAAUGUAACAAAAUGACCUUCUUUAAAAUGUUUAAAAUGCAUUUUGUGAGAUUAAUUUUAUAUCUAAUACUGGCAUUUUUUAAUUCUAGUCCUCCCUGCCUCCAGGGGGCGCUCUACUUAUUGUUCAGAAGCUGAAUGUGAGCCUGUCACCACGGUGCUCGCUCAGAGUGUAGCCUGAAAGGCAUGCCUUGCUAUGGAAGCCAAGCGCCCUCCUGGCUGGCGAGAGUAUAAUUAACAAGUGCCCAUAUCACUACAAUACAAAAUUCUAAAACGAUUGCAAUGCUGCCUUACACCAUGUACUGUAAAUGAUUUUAAUAAAAAAUAAUUUUAAAAUAAAACUAUCCAACAAUUA
Pelobates cultripes (western spadefoot toad) is the source of this 26411-nucleotide messenger RNA. The record is from the annotation of a GenBank genome assembly. Lineage: Eukaryota; Metazoa; Chordata; Amphibia; Anura; Pelobatidae.